This is a messenger RNA of Carassius carassius (crucian carp), 2043 nucleotides long. Its product is annotated as Kv channel-interacting protein 1-like. Gene Ontology annotation, cellular component: voltage-gated potassium channel complex. The transcript is spliced from 8 exons. NCBI's taxonomy places the organism in Eukaryota, Metazoa, Chordata, Actinopteri, Cypriniformes, Cyprinidae. The record is from RefSeq and is a predicted model, not a curated record. The coding region runs from base 447 to 1124 and encodes 225 amino acids. Gene Ontology annotation, biological process: regulation of potassium ion transmembrane transport. Gene Ontology annotation, molecular function: potassium channel regulator activity; calcium ion binding; transmembrane transporter binding.
AAUAAAAAACGGAUGAAAUCGGGCUGUGCGUCAGUUUGCAGCUGAUCAUCACCCUUCAUCAGAGGGACUCUGAUAUUCUUUAUGUAUUCAUUCUCUUCUUUCCUGUCCUUGCACUUUUUUCUGUGAAGAAAGUUGGACUUAUAUUGAGUCUUUUUAUUGUGUUUCAUUGACUGGAUCCUUCAUUGAUUUCUGUGCAUCCUAUCUGAACGCAAACUGAGGUCUCAGGAGAAAGAACAGGAUUUCACACCGUAGAAGACAAUCUAACAAUUUUCUCAUCUGUAGCUUCUUUUCAGUUGAUUUUGUGGGUGUAACUUUUGUUCACUUGCAGUUGAUUCUCAGAGGUCCUGGAUUUCGCUUCUCCUUCCUGAUGGUCCCAUUUUACUCUGUUGCUUGACUGUCUGAUCUGUUUUUAAGCUGAAUUUUGAACUAGUUUGGACAUUGUGAGGAUGUCCGGCUGUGCCAGGUGCUGCAAACAUGGAUUAGUGAAGUUUGUUCUGUCUGUGGGCAAACUGGUGAGGGGAACACUCAUUAAAGAUAAGUUUUAUGAUGAUCUGGAGCUGUCUGUGGUGUGUCACCGUCCCGAGGGUUUGGAGCAGCUGGAGGCUCAAACCAACUUCAGCAAGAAAGAGCUGCAAGUGCUGUACAGAGGCUUCAAAAACGAGUGUCCCAGUGGUGUGGUCAACGAGGACAUGUUCAAGCAGAUCUACUCGCAGUUCUUUCCUCACGGCGAUGCCAGCACAUAUGCACAUUACUUGUUCAACUCCUUUGACUCUUCCCAGAAUGGAUCCAUCAAAUUUGAGGACUUUGUAGCGGCUUUGUCCAUUUUACUUAGAGGAACAACAACAGAGAAGUUACAGUGGACCUUCAACCUGUACGAUAUUAACAGAGACGGUUACAUAAAUAAAGAGGAGAUGACUGAUAUAGUGAAAGCCAUAUAUGACAUGAUGGGCCGCUUCACGUAUCCCGCUCUGAAGACAGACACUACCAAACAGCACGUGGAUGCUUUCUUUCAGAAAAUGGACAAGAACAGAGAUGGAGUUGUCACUCUUGAUGAGUUUAUUCUCUCCUGUCAAGAGGAUGAAAACAUCAUGAGAUCAUUGCAGCUCUUUGAGAAUGUGAUCUAGAGCCACAGGAAGAAAGAAACCAAUGAACUGUUGAAUCUGAUCAAAAAAAGGAGGAAUAACUUUUACCCCCAAUCACCAUGGUUACAGCUUGACAUCACCUUUUUACCAUGGCAAUAUGCCGACUGUUUGAUUUACGUGCUGGGAAAACGGUUUGUCCUUCAUACCCCGGUGUUUGACCUCAUUCUGUUGCAAAUAUGAUACACUAAUAACUAACAAAAAUGGAUCUAGUUAAAAAGAACGUGUCAGUAAUUGUGUGUCAAAGGCCCAGUGGGUUUCCUAGAGGUCCUGUAGAAGCCAGCUGAACUCUUUAGAAGGGAUUUCAUUUACUGUGAAGGAUUUGAAAAUUUAUCACUGAUAUCUGAUGCAUUUUAAUUCUCGGUACGUUUUUGCUGAACAACAUCCGAUACACUCGACCUGUGAUAGCUCUCCAGCUAAUGUGCAACAAAUAUUCAGCACAUCUUAUCCUAAGGCCAUUUUUAUGUGUUUGUCAUUUGGCUAGAAAUGCUAAUCCAGUUGUAUAACCAAUGGUUUUCUCAUGAACCCACCAAUUAACAGUCAUUUUGCAGAAGUUUCUUGUCUGCUGUGAAGUGACAGUGUUGCGCUGUUUGUUUUUGACAGUAUUUGUCAUGUGCUUGUGCAUCUCGUCAUCUUGACCAUCACUGCUUGCUGUUCGUGUCCAUUAUUACUGAUAGUCUGCAUUCGUCACUCGUCUCAAGUUGGCUUGUGAUUGCCCUUAGCUCUGCCUACUCAAAUAUCUGCUUUCUGAUUGGUCUGUUUGUCUGUCAGUGUCACAGGGAGAAGAUCUGACAUCAGGUCACAUUUCACCCCAGUAUCCUCAACAUGUGGUUCUCUUUAAUGAAGUACGGUGAUUUUAUUUAAAUAUGCAUAAAUUAAAGGCAGCAGAUGUCUUAUUUCUUAU